AUGGGAAAUGGAAGUGGUUUGAGUAACUAAAAUCAAGAUAAAGGAAUUUUGAAUACUCGUAGAAACAAUAUUAACCUAUUAGUACGUUAAAUCACAAAUCAAUUUAUGAAGGAAAAAAUACAAGAAAUUUUGAGACUUGAUUAAGAAUUAAAUGAAAUAUGGCAAAAUCUGAAUGUAGAUAAUUAGAGAGAUUUUACAAUUGCUUUAAAUGGAUCUUAUCGGGGUACAAGAGAUGAAAAUGAUAGACAAUGUGGUUUUGGGGAGUUAAUUUCAGAUAAAUAGGAUAAAUAUUGUUUAGGUUAUUGGUAAGAUAAUGAAUUGAACGGUAAAGGUUGUACUUUGUUUAUAGAAGAAAAUUAAUAAUAUCACUAUUAUUAUGGUAUAUUUGAUAAAGGAAAUCCUCAUGGAAGAGGUACAUUAAAAUAUAGCGAUGGUUCGAAUUAUGAUGGGUAGUGGUUAAAUGGAAAUAUGACAGGAAGUGGAACAAUUUAUAUAUAUAAUACAUUAUAAUAUUAAGGAUAUGUGAAGAAUCGUAUGAUGCAUGGAAAGGGUAAAUUAUAUUUAUCUUCAGAUCCUGGAAAUUAAAAUUUCGGAUCAGAUGAUUAAUUUAUCACAAGAGGAGGGAUUAUAAUGGAAGGACAAUUUUAUGAAGAUAAUUUAUGUGACGGUACAAUUAAAAGUCAGACUGGAAUCUAUAUAGGAUAGAUGAAAGAUGGAUAAAUGGAAGGAAGAGGAAAAUUUAUUUGGAAUGAGAAUAAUUUCUAUCAUGGUGAAUUCAAAAAUAAUAUGAGACAUGGAAUAGGUUCUAGCAAAAAUUAAAAUGGUUAAAUUGAAAUUGCUAAAUGGGAAAAUGAUUAAAAAGUUUAAGUUUUAAAUUUAUAAUGA
Paramecium sonneborni is the source of this 885-nucleotide messenger RNA. NCBI's taxonomy places the organism in Eukaryota, Ciliophora, Oligohymenophorea, Peniculida, Parameciidae. The record is from the annotation of a GenBank genome assembly.